AUGAAGAGGACUUCAGAAAAUUCGAAACAUCGUGAAUGUCGUCAACAAGAAGACUCAAAAAUAGACUCACAAUCUGCCAAUGAAACCGUUUCAGAAGAUUCUUUAGUCGAUGAUCAACCAGUAAAUGAAACUGUUCAAGGGAACUAUGAAAUCGACCAGCAAUUAGCCAAUAGAAUCGUUGAUAAAGUUACUAACCUUCUUACAGGAGACAAAAUGCCAAGUGAAAAUGGUGUUAUUGCUAUUGGAACAAUGAAAUAUGGGACAAAGAUUUUUGCUUAUUCUGGCGCGGCAAAGCAUAGAUUUGUUGCUGGUUCCGUUGAGACGGAUGAUACUAUAACGAUCGUCCUUGGGAAAGCUCCGAAUGUUAAACUUAAACUCGAUGAACUGGUGUUAUAUGAGCAUAUCACAAAGAACUUAGGUUACACUAUAGAAGAUGUACAAACACUAGGAGGAAUGCAAAAUGAGCGAGGCCAGAAGUUUCCUCGUAAUCCUGCAACCUGUGCAGAACCGAGAGUUAUGGUCAUAGCCUUUGGUCGUGGGUAUACGAAAGAUGAUUUUGUAUCAAUCAUGGCAUUUCGAAGAGAGCCACUUGGAGUUGUUCCUGAACCUCCUUGCGGUAAUUGUCAAGUAACUCUCAAUAUGCUAUUCCAGAAAUGA
Adineta steineri is the source of this 657-nucleotide messenger RNA. NCBI's taxonomy places the organism in Eukaryota, Metazoa, Rotifera, Eurotatoria, Adinetida, Adinetidae. The record is from the annotation of a GenBank genome assembly.